AGCGUUGAGUGGCGGUCAGUCUUCACGAUCGUAUCGUAUCGUACCGUGUCGUGCUGACUGCUGGAUGACUUGGGAUCCGGAGUUUGCACGGGGAAAUUUGUCCGCCGAGAGAGCAGAGCAGCUGGAGUAAGCAGACACGUCCCCAAGUAUGUAGGUCCCUAGAGUACGCAGCCCAGAGUACCUAAAGCACCUAAAGCACCUAGAGCACAUGAAGAAAAAACCAACAAAAAAAAACCACGAAAUCAAACAACGGUUCUCCAUCUUUCGCCUCGCCUCCUGGCAGUCAGUUCGCCUCCACAUGUCGGUCGGCCAAUGCAGUCCUGCGGAUUAUUCCGCGUUAGUUACUAGCUUCCCCCUCCCUCACUCCCGGAGACACCGUUUCGUCCUGCUUUGCCCCAUGUUGAUGUUGAUCGGAAAAGGAAAGAAAAACACCGCCAUGCUUUCCCCCUCCCGGACUCGACGACGACUGGGCGACGAUGAUCGGCAUUCAUCCACACAUAUAAAAGUGUGUGGUGGGAAACGAGCAGGAACGCAGGAGCAGGACGGUAGGAAGGCACGAGAUAGAGAUGGAGAUGGAGAUGGACUCCUGAGGAGGAGAUGUAGGAGUCUUCACCGUAUCCACCGUGAUAGCGCCACCUGGUGCCCGGGCACGGAGCAGUGAGCACUCGGCGGAUUCCCACGGUAGAGUAUCAUAUACUUCCCAUACUUCCCAUACUUCCCAUACUUCCCAUACUUCCCAUACUUCC
Molecule: messenger RNA, 746 nt
Organism: Tricharina praecox
Lineage: Eukaryota; Fungi; Ascomycota; Pezizomycetes; Pezizales; Pyronemataceae
Exons: 1
Coding region: 209-661 (150 amino acids)
Source: RefSeq, a predicted model, not a curated record